AUGUGGAAAAAAACCUUGAAUUUGGACUCAAGUGCGCAAGUCUUUUCUGCCAAUCUAUAUCCACCUUGUCCACAGCCUGAACUCGCAAUGGGUUUGCCACCUCAUUCAGAUCAUGGCCUCUUCACCCUCCUUAUACAGAAUGAUGUUCCAGGCCUUCAAGUGCAACACAAUGGAAAGUGGGUCAGUAUCAAUCCCCUUCCUAUCUCUUUUCUGGUAAACACUGCCGAUCAGCUUGAGAUUUUCAGCAAUGGGAAGUACAAGACUCUCAUGCAUCGAGCGAUUCUGAAUAACAAAGUUACAAGAGUCUCUAUAGCAAUGGCCAAUGGACCCUCUUUCGAAACAAGUGUUGGCCCAGCUUCCAAGUUGGUAGACAGUGAAAAACAUCCCGCUGCAUAG
This is a messenger RNA of Ilex paraguariensis (yerba mate), 396 nucleotides long. The record is from the annotation of a GenBank genome assembly. Lineage: Eukaryota; Viridiplantae; Streptophyta; Magnoliopsida; Aquifoliales; Aquifoliaceae.